Molecule: messenger RNA, 1875 nt
Organism: Fimicolochytrium jonesii
Lineage: Eukaryota; Fungi; Chytridiomycota; Chytridiomycetes; Spizellomycetales; Powellomycetaceae
Product: putative serine esterase-domain-containing protein
Exons: 3
Coding region: 216-1670 (484 amino acids)
Source: RefSeq, a predicted model, not a curated record
GAGUGACGUUGCAACUCCGCACUUGACGCGUUUGCCAGUUUGCCAGUUUGGCCGCCGCUGCUCUUCAAAUUCAAAUCCCACCUCACAGCGCUCAGUGCUCACACUGUAGAGAAAUUCGUAUAUGAAGCAAGUACGAAGUCCCCGUCGUCCGAUCUCCGUUUCAGUCUUUAGCCCCGUGCAUAUGAAAUAUCCCUCGCCAAGCACCUUCUCGAGCCAUGUCCAACGACAAUCCCGUGCAUCUUAUCGUAUUCUGCCACGGGCUUUGGGGCCAGCCCAAACACCUAUCGCACGUCGAGAAGAAGAUCGUCGGUAAGGACCCUGGCCGCACCGAGGCACUCAAUCCUGAUAUCAACUCCGGAGUUCGCACUUACAAUGGCGUCGACCUCUGCGGGGCCCGUCUUUUCAAUGUUAUCGAGGAACGUUUGGAGGAUGCCGACAAGCGGUCGGUGGACCGCAUCUCCUUUCUGGGCUACUCCCUCGGCGGUCUUAUCGUCCGGUAUACGAUAGGGCUCAUGGAGGCCCGGGGCAUGUUCCAAAACGCCAGCGAUCCACCACCACCGAAAGGGACACUCAAAGUCGUUCCCACCAACUUCAUAUCGGUGGCAACUCCGCAUGCAGGCGCUCAUCUGCGACCCGACGGCAUUUGGAGCAGAUUCUACAACGCGGGACAAUCAGUGCUGAUAGUCAGGUCGGGAGCGCAUUUGACAUUGACGGACGAUGAUGGGUCGUUCGAAGCUGUCAAACAGCGGGCACAGAGUGGCAGUAGCAAGAAUGGGGGAGGGCGGAGGGCAUUGCUGGAAGCCAUGUCGGAUCCGUCGCUCCCGUUUUGGAAGGGUCUGGCUCGCUUUCAAUCUCGCACAUUGUACGCAAACACGGUCAACGAUCGGGUGGUGGGGUUCACCACCUCCGCUCUGGAACCUACGAAUCAUUACAAGAAGGAAGGACAAAGAUGGGUGCCACAUCCGCAAUAUCCAUCAGUAGUUAUUCUUCAACCGAAGGAGGAACCUUCAGAGCAGAAAGUCAAAUCAGCGGAAAUCGCUCCAUCACCCUCCUCCCCUUCGUCAACCGAAACCUCCGAGAAUGCCGACGCUGACAUCGAGUCCGGGUCUGGCAGCGCAGAUGACUUGGACGAUGACUCCCUUAUUCCGGCGGAAGAUCCCACUAAGACACCGACACAAACGGACUCUCCCGCGGCAUCCGUUGCUUUAGGCGUCACGGCCAUCACUGCUCUCGGCGCGUCUACAGUGGCCACCACCCCGAUCGGUCUGCGUAGGCUAGUGUUCCUCAUACUAUCUCCCAUUUUGUUCCCCAUCGCGAUCAUCGCUCUGACGACUAUGAACAUCGUUGCGCGCGUCCGUUACGUGCAAAACAAAGUCGAGGCGCAACUCCUGAUCGACGCGAGCGCUACUAUCGCAGAAAACAUCGAUGAAGAGACGAACUCAGCAUCACCAUCGCAUCAGCCAUCACCUACGGGAAGCACGUAUUUGGUGGAUUACAACGACAAGGGUGCUCUUCGAAAGUUGAUGAUUUCUCGACUGAAUCUUCUAAGUUGGACAAAGGUUCACGUAAGAAUCUUGAGUCCUCGAUCCCAUGCAGCGAUUAUCGUGCGGCCGAGUCAUGAUCAGUUCCAGGAUGCAAUGGAUAAGAUGGCGGAGGAGUUUACAAUAUAGGACCAGGGAUUUGACGAGAAGCGGGUUGGGCAGCUUCCAUAUCUUAGGCGGUCCUGAUCGAUCGUCGUAAGCUUGGAUGUUUGGCAUUUUGUCUUCAUGACACUCAUCUUCAUCUUUGAAAUCCGAUUCUCCUUGCUUUUCCCUCGUCAGUACUGUUUGCUUUGUUGACAGGUUCCUGGAAAGCAUUCAAAUGGCGCUGCUGCCG